Molecule: messenger RNA, 1153 nt
Organism: Mollisia scopiformis
Lineage: Eukaryota; Fungi; Ascomycota; Leotiomycetes; Helotiales; Mollisiaceae
Product: mitochondrial carrier
Exons: 5
Coding region: 155-1147 (330 amino acids)
Biological process (GO): transmembrane transport
Source: RefSeq, a predicted model, not a curated record
CUAUUCCUAGUCUGCCGAUGAUACCAGGACGCUGAAAAUUGGUGCAAUUCAUCUGUGUGAACGCGCGAGAGGGUGCUGCUCGCUCGCAUGCGCUCAGGUCUGCACACGCGUUGAGCUUCCAGCCUCGGGUUAAAGCUCUCAAUUCUGGUCGGAAAUGUCUGCCGGACAGUCUGGGGGAGAUGUCCUCAAACCCAAGUAUGGACCGAAAGUUUACCAGCUCAGGGAGCUGGUUGCUCAACCGGUGGUGGCAGCUUUCUGUGCUGGAGGUGUAGCAGGAGCUGUAUCGAGGACAGUUGUGUCGCCACUUGAACGCCUUAAGAUUCUCUUCCAGAUACAAAGUGCUGGCCGGGAGGAGUAUAAGAUGUCUGUGGGGAAGGGCCUCAUGAAGAUGUGGAAGGAUGAGGGAUGGAGAGGCUUCAUGAGAGGGAAUGGCACAAAUUGUGUUCGGAUUGUCCCUUAUUCUGCCGUUCAAUUUGGUAGCUAUAAUCUCUACAAGAAGUUUUUCGAAACUUCCCCAGGCCAAGACCUCGGUUCUCUUCGACGACUAAUUUGUGGAGGAGCUGCGGGAAUCACCUCUGUCUUUUUCACAUACCCUCUAGAUAUUGUCCGGACACGUCUCUCCAUACAAUCUGCCUCUUUCGCGGCCCUAAGCCAACAACAAAGAUCGGAACUUCCUGGCAUGUGGAAAACUAUGGUCAUCAUGUACACCACAGAAGGCGGGGUAUUUGCUUUGUAUAGAGGCAUCAUUCCGACAGUGGCUGGUGUUGCACCAUACGUCGGUCUGAAUUUCAUGACAUACGAGAUUGUACGGAAAUAUCUUACACCGGAAGGCGACAAGAAUCCAAGCGCAGUCCGGAAACUUGCUGCAGGUGCCAUCUCAGGAGCUGUAGCUCAAACAUGCACAUAUCCUUUUGAUGUACUUCGCCGUCGCUUCCAAAUCAACACCAUGUCCGGCAUGGGCUACCAGUACAAAGGGAUUUUUGACGCCAUCAGAGUGAUCGUUUCCCAAGAAGGGAUCAGGGGCAUGUACAAAGGCAUCGUACCAAAUCUUCUGAAAGUUGCACCAAGCAUGGCUAGCAGCUGGUUGAGUUUUGAGAUGACCAGAGACUUCUUGCUCACACUUAGACCGGAACCCGAAAAUCUCUGAUUCCAC